AUGUCCGCAGACACGCACCGCAGCGCAGCCAUGGCCUCGCGCAACACCGACGCAGCCUACUGGCAUCACAAACUGUACAAAGGACCCGAAGGCGACACACCCAAGGUGCUGUAUUGCAGCAAGUUUGAGGUCAGCGAGAAGCGAGCACAGCUUUUCCUCAACGAGCCGAUCCUCGGUUUCGACAUUGAAUGGGAACCAGGCGCCAAUGAGAAGUCUGGCCCGAAGAAGAAUGUUUCGUUGAUUCAACUGGCCGCUGGCGACAAGAUUGGUCUGUUCCAUGUUGCCUACUUCGAUGGGAAGAGUGUCGAGCAACUCAUGCCGCCAACCCUGCGGAAGAUUCUCGAGGACCCGAAUGUCACCAAGGCCGGGGUGAACAUUGGAGGCGAUGCAACUCGAAUGCGCAAGUGGCUCGAUGUUGACAUGAAGGGCGUCUUCGAGCUGAGCCAUCUCUUUCGCAUCGUCAAGCACGAAGGUGGUGUCAACUUCAAACCGGUGUCCAUGGCCAAGCAAGUACAGACCAUCCUCCAUUUGCCAAUCAAGAAAGACGACGUUCGGAUGAGUGACUGGUCGAGACCUUUGAAUGUGGAACAAACCCACUACGCCGCUGCGGACGCAUACGCCGGAUUUAUGCUAUAUCACACACUGGACAACGAGCGUAAGCUGAUGAAACCAAAGCCACCGCUCCCAGCGUUCUAUGAAACAGGCGGACCACUGGUGCUGGGGACUGGAGAAAUGAUACACAAAGGUGGAAAGCGCACAGCUGGGCCGGUGGUGACCGUUGAUGCUUCCGCAGCAGGUGAGAUUGAGCAAGAGGGCGAGGAAUUCUACGAUGCUCUUGACGCUCUUGACCAUCUCGAUCUCAACUCGGGGAUCGCUUUCGCUCCGUCCAAAAGGGAGAAAGCUACAGCCGCGCCACUUCCAAAAUCCACGCCAGCUAAGAAUAAUCCACUGCCAUGCCCGGAAAACCAAAGAGCGGACACCUGGAUCCGCACCCGUCGCGCCGAAUCAGCUGCGGACCUGAAGAGACCUGCCAGCGACUCUGUGAUGCGCGCCUACCAUCUCUGGCAUGUGCAGCAUUUCGAGCUGAACGAAGUCGCGCGUUUCUGUCGAGAUCCACCCUUGACGAUGAAUACCGUUGCGAGCUAUGUCAUGGACGCGAUCGAGAAGGAGAAUCUGCCGUUCGAGCAGGACAGAUUGAAGCAGGCGGCAAGCGUGCUGCCGACGGCCGUGCAGAGGAGGUAUAGACAUUUGUUGAGAGAUGUGUAA
Messenger RNA from Zymoseptoria tritici IPO323, 1266 nucleotides. RefSeq lists its product as uncharacterized. Lineage: Eukaryota; Fungi; Ascomycota; Dothideomycetes; Mycosphaerellales; Mycosphaerellaceae. The coding region runs from base 1 to 1266 and encodes 421 amino acids. Gene Ontology annotation, biological process: nucleobase-containing compound metabolic process. Gene Ontology annotation, molecular function: 3'-5' exonuclease activity; nucleic acid binding. Gene Ontology annotation, cellular component: cytoplasm; nucleus. The record is from RefSeq and is a predicted model, not a curated record. The transcript has 2 exons.